UCUGAUCGGCUUUCCGUCUCCCCAGUUCCGAGUGUGUCGUUGUUGUUGUCGGUGACGCGGCGGAGGUGUAGCCUGACGCGGUCUCUUACGUGUCGGCCCGAAUAAAAGUGGAGCUCCGAGGGCUCGCGAGUGACGGAAGGAGUGUGUAUCGAUAACUAACUCGAUGACCAUGGAGGCGGGAGCGGAGGCCCAGCAGGGUGCAGACACGGCUGUGGCUGAGACUGAGGCCCAGCAGAUCACCCAGGCCCAGAUCGCCACGCUCACUCAGGUGACCGUGGGUGCAGGACAUGCCACCGCCACCGCCCCCACCGUCACCCUGGUGCAGUUGCCUAACGGGCAGACAGUGCAAGUGCACGGAGUGAUCCAGGCAGCACAGCCCUCCGUCAUCCAGUCCCCACAAGUGCAGGCAGUUCAGAUUUCUACAGUGGCGGAGAGCGAGGACUCGCAGGAGUCCGUGGACAGCGUGACUGACUCUCAGAAACGCAGAGAGAUCCUCUCCAGACGCCCUUCUUACAGGAAGAUUCUGAACGAUUUGUCGUCAGAUGCCCCAGGAGUACCAAGAAUUGAAGAGGAGAAAUCCGAGGAAGACGCUGCACCUGCCAUCACUACAGUUACCGUACCAACCCCCAUUUAUCAGACCAGCAGUGGCCAGUACAUUGCCAUCACACAGGGCGGAGCCAUCCAGCUGGCCAAUAACGGCACAGACGGCGUGCAAGGUCUACAAACUCUGACCAUGACGAACGCGGCAGCUGCACAGCCGGGCACCACUAUCCUGCAGUAUGCCCAGACGAGCGACGGGCAGCAGAUCCUGGUGCCCAGCAACCAAGUGGUGGUGCAAGCUGCUUCAGGAGACGUUCAGGCGUAUCAGAUCCGCACAGCAGCAGCGAGUACCAUUGGCCCUGGAGUGGUCAUGGCCUCGUCGCCUGCUCUGCCCAGCCAAGGAGGUGCUGAGGAGGCCACGCGCAAACGAGAAGUGCGCCUCAUGAAGAACAGGGAGGCAGCCCGAGAGUGCCGCCGGAAGAAGAAGGAAUACGUGAAGUGUCUGGAGAACCGCGUGGCUGUUUUGGAGAACCAGAACAAAACUCUCAUUGAAGAACUGAAAGCUCUCAAAGACCUGUACUGCCAUAAAUCCGAGUAACAUCCUCGUCCACGUUUGUCCUUGGUGGACUUCAGUGUACAUGUACAGAGACUGUGUGUGAGCUCUCCUUGGAAGGAACGCAUGUUUUCUAAAUAUACUUUCAAAAAAACAAAAAAAACAAAAAACUGAACGUUUCAAACUGCCUGGAAAUUCCCAUGAACACACAGGGGCGUGAACGUGAACCCCCUGGCCAAAAUCUCUGCACCAAUGGAUCAUGUCUUUACUAAUAUAUCGGGUAAAGGUGUUCUAGGACUUUAACAAUUCCCUGACUCUGUUCUCCUGUUAAGCUCCUUAGGUUUGUUGGAAAAAUGUAACAAAUCGGAAUAUAAUGCAAGAGGCACAAGCAACUCAGUUAUGCUAUUUAAGUUUACUUUAAAAAUCUCUGGCUGUUGAGGGUCAGUUAGGAAUGUAGAAGUUGGAAUGAGAAACAUUUUCCCUCAAGCAUCAGAUUUUGAGCUAUAUUUGUCUGACUGUUACUAAUAUUUGGUGUCAAAUGUUUGAGUUAGUGGUUUUGGAGGGGGGUUGGGGGGCGGGGGGUUGCCUACCUACACACAUUUCUACUGUAAAAUAUUGUUGAAUUUAAUUUUGAUGCCUUAUAAAAUAACUGUAUGAAAACAGAUCAAGAGAAUUUAAGGCAUUUAUAAAUGAAAAUAUUUGUAUUGUGUAUAGGAAACUAUUCUAGUCAUGUAAAUUCUGGGUUUAGUCGGUUACUGCAUUUUGUUAAGAGAGAAGCCUUGCUUCAAUCCAAUAGUGAUCCGCUGCACUGGAUCUGGCGUUUCCCCUUCUUUUGGAUAUUAAACUUGUUCUAAAUCAAGUUAUUUUGCGUUCCCUUCAGAAUAAGCGAACACAUUCCUCAUUGCUUAAAUUCUUUCUAGAAUUUAAGCAACUAUUGCGCCUCUGAGUCAAACCGUAUUUGCUAAUAUUUCUGCAAGCGCUGGUGUGUCUGAGGGCGGACUGUGACGAGGCGACACAAAAGGGAGAAUGUGGAUGUGUCUAGUAUGUGCAGUUUGGCAAUAGCUAGGUUUCUGUUUGUGUGUGCGUGUGUGUGUGUGUGAGAGAGAGAGAGAGAGAGAGAGAGAGAGAGAGAGAGAGAGAGAGAGAGAGGAUCCAAGUGUGUUUGCUGUACUUGGUUGAAAUCAAGGCUAACAGGAUGUUGAUGUACUGAUCAGGGCUGCUUCUUUUCCACUCAAGCACAAAGUGUUACAGUGGGCUUAAUUCGGGCAUUCGGUUUGCGUAAACAGUGAAUAGAUACGAUGAAAUAUUAUAAAGAUUUUUAAAUGUCACGGACUUGCAAUCUUCUGCCAUUGUUUUUAUAUACACAGAUAUGUUAACUUUUGCUUUGUCUUAAGCGGUUGAAUACUAAUGAAUAGCAUACUGUAUAACGAGUAUUAUUAUCUGUCACUACAGCAUGUUUAAACUUGUUUUGUAUAUCAUUUUUUAACUUUGAUAUCGCUAUGGUUAUUUUUGCAUCGCGUCACAAUGGAUAUGGAUUUAAUGUCUUUGUAUUUGAUGCAUCAACACAUAAAUAGAGGGUACAAAUAUAUGUUGUUAGUCUACCAUGACUGUUGCAUUUUUGGCAGCUAUUUCAUAUAAAACAAGUGUGUGGAAACCGA
Ictalurus punctatus (channel catfish) is the source of this 2751-nucleotide messenger RNA. RefSeq names its product cAMP responsive element binding protein 1b (gene creb1b). Gene Ontology annotation, molecular function: DNA-binding transcription factor activity, RNA polymerase II-specific; cAMP response element binding; protein binding. The transcript is spliced from 8 exons. The record is from RefSeq and is a predicted model, not a curated record. Gene Ontology annotation, biological process: regulation of transcription by RNA polymerase II. Gene Ontology annotation, cellular component: nucleus; ATF4-CREB1 transcription factor complex. NCBI's taxonomy places the organism in Eukaryota, Metazoa, Chordata, Actinopteri, Siluriformes, Ictaluridae. Bases 164 to 1138 code for a protein of 324 amino acids.